GCUACUGAUGCAGUCAAUACAUGCAGAGUCCCUCCUCAUCUGUUAAAUGUUGCAUCCAGAUUAAUGGCUAAGCGCCUAAUGCUUCUUUCUGAGUAGGCUAUCGCUCGCUCUGAUAAAUUAGUGGCCAUAGUGAUACCGCGGUGCUUCGAGGAAAAAACAAUUAUGUGUUGAGGUCCGUGAGUCAUCGGGACCCCGGUGGUGGCGGCGGUGCCUGCGGCUUCUCCGUCGUGCUUCAGAUCGGAGCGAGGGGGUCAGUAUUGUCCACACAUCACCGAUCAGCGCGUGAACCCAACAAACCAAUCCGUAGUGACAGGAGGGCCUCAAACCCGGAUGACCUCCGGAGUGACGCGCCCCUCCGUGCGCCGUGUGAGUGCGGGGGGGAGCAGCGCCAGAGGAGGUGCGCAUGACUGCAGGUACUCUAGCGCUGUCGUAAAACGAGAGUCGGGAGCGAGUCCGCUAUCAUUAGAGCGAUGCCAGGGGUAACCAAGUACAAUUUAGUGGAUGACGUGCACGAUUUAAGGAUCCCCAUGCACAACGAGGAGGUGUUUAAGCAUGGGGUCUGCUUCGAAGCUAAGUACAUUGGCAGUUUGGAGGUGGGUCGCCCCGGCAGCCGAAUGGAGAUAGUCGCUGCCAUGAGGAGAAUAAGAUAUGAAUUCAAACUGAAGAAUAUCAAGAAAAAGAAGGUCAACAUUGUCAUAUCCACUGAUUGUAUCAAAGUGAUUUUGCGCAGAAAGAAAAAGAGAAAAGGCUGGUCCUGGGAUGAGAAUGCUACCUUGGUGACACAGGACCCCAUCUACAGGAUCUUCUAUGUCUCACAUGAUGCCCAGGACUUGAAGAUCUUCAGUUACAUAGCGAGAGAUGGACAGAGCAACAUUUUCCGCUGCAACGUGUUCAAGUCAAAAAGAAAAUCUCAGGCCAUGAGGAUCGUGCGGACGGUGGGUCAGGCGUUUGACGUGUGUCACCAGCUGACCCUGCAGCAGAAAAGCGACGACCAGGAGGAUGAGGAGGGGAAGGCGGAGGAAUCGGAGGCAGUGCCAGCAAAGAAGAGGUUUGCAUUGUCAGAGGAGGCUGACCUUGAAGCCACUACAGAGGAGAGCAUUGAGUGUGUCUCUUCAUCAGACCUGGAGAAGAGCAAAAAGGACGAGGCCCUUGGUAACGAUGGCAAGGUGUCCGAUGACCCAUCUCUCCUGCUAAGCUCCCCCAUCAUUGGAGCCUCUGUGUCGGGUCAGUCAGUGGCAGAGGCUCCCUGCUCUGAAGAGCACCAGGUCCAGCUCCUUCAGAAACAACUGCAGCAGCAGGAACAACAGGCUCUGGCAGCUUCAGCACAGGUCCAUGUGCUCCAGGACCAGCUGACGGUGGAAGUGUGCGCGCGGACUGAAGCCCAGGCCAGAGUGCAGAGGUUGCUGCAGCAGAACACCGACCUGCUGCAACACAUUUCCCUGCUGGUCAAACAGAUCCAGGAACUGGAGCUCAAGGCUGCUGGCCACUUAACAUCUAUGGGCUCCCAGGACAGUCUUCUGGAGAUAACUUUCCGAGCCAAGCCACCUAGCGUGCUUCGUGAACCGCUCACCUCUUCUUCAUCUACAGGCACUUUAGCAGCUCAGUCCCUGCUCCAGAUUAGUGACAGUGCCUGGGUCUCGGCCCUACCUGGGCCCUGCUCUCAAGGCACCACAGGCACCGACACAAGCCCUCUGGGGCUUGGCGGCAGUGGAGUUCGGCUGGAGUGCUUUCGCUUCUCCUCCAGGGGGCCGGACCGCCAAGAGCAAGGCCAGGACACAGGGGAGACACCCAGCGAUGGAGUCCCAGAUGAAAGCUCGGUGCUCGGGGAACAGGUCCUGGGAGCCCUGGAGCUGCUCCGGUUUAGGGAGUCAGGGAUCGGAUCAGAGUAUGAAUCGAACACAGACGAGAGUGAUGACCGGGACAGCUGGGGGCAGGGGGAGGGACUGGGUGCUGACGGUGCCGCUCGACUUUUUAACGUGCUGAAUGCAGAGAGUCUGUCGGACUGCUUAGGGGAUGAGAUGGCUGUGUAGUGGUGCUCCUAAAGCUGCACAAGGCAACAUUGCACUUAUGCACUAACCCAAUGGAAAACAGGUGAAAUUCAGAAUCUGAAGGACUUCAUUACACAGAAAUCAUGUAUUGUUAUGUAUUAGUAAACUGCAUCAUCUGUAAGUAUGAAUUAUUAGAUUCACCACUCUUCUGAGUAACGUUUUGAACUUCUGACAUUUAAGACAUUUAAAACAUUAAAAAAUGAACUAACAUUAUUGGCAGAAUGUGAAGAAGUAAGAGUUCUGACGUCAUGUCAAAAAUGUCUAGUAUUGUGUUGCAGAGAGAUUUCUACUGAAGUUAGCACGCUAACCAGCUAGCCUCAGCAGGUCCUGUCUCAUAACACCGCCGUGUACCUUAAGAAGUGAUAGUCCGAUAGUAUGGCUCAGGCCACCCCCAAUACUUUCAGCUGAGAGACAUGUGCAUGCAGCAAGAUUGUUACAUUACACAAGCUCUCUAAGCUUUUCGUUAUAUAAUAAUAAACAAACAAACAAACAAACAAAAUAAACUCGUAAAAUGUCACGACAGGAAAUAUUCUUACACACAUUUUUUAAAAUAAAAUUCACCAACAUCAUCUUGGUUAGGCUUUUCACUGUUCCAACAAUUACUAACUCUGGUUUGGUUGAAAUAAACCCUUACUUCACAGAGUUAGAUGUGGAAAUAUUCUGACUCUACAAUCUCUGAUGCCCGGAUGCCCGACCUCCCUCUCACUCUUCUCCCGCUUAAUGAACCUGCCAUGUCUUCGUCGUCCUCGGAGUCAGAGUCCUGGUUGGCACCACUGUACUCGGUACUGUAUUCCCUGUCGUCAAACUGGCCUCCCUCACUCUUGGAGGCUGUGUUUGGUCCCGAUCCACCUGAAAUAACAGAUAAUACAAAUAUUGUGGUGCUUCAGGCUCUCUCUGAAAAUCUCUGCUGUCUGUUAGUAUGUUACAUUCUGUGUGCGUGUCUGUUUGGUGAUUGUUGUACCUAUAAAUAUGUUUAGUUACCUUACUUGGUGCCGUCGCCACUCGCUGGGCUUGUUACACUGUGGUUGUGUCUGUGUUUAAGGAUUUGUGACACAUCCGGCAUGGACAUGGUAAUUUUUGCUGUUUUCUAAAGAUCUAUAAAGAAAAUAUCCCUUUGCCAAGUCUGUCUGGAUAUGUUGAUACAUUUUUUGUGUGAAAAUUAAAACCUUACUGUGCUUGUCAUGGCACUUAACCUGUAAUUACACAUGGGUUUAAAAAUGAGCAUGUAUCUCUCAGUAUGAUUUCUUUCUCUUUUCAUUGUAUAUAGUUUGAUUAACCUAUAUGUGCUGCAUAAAAUACAUAGCAUGAUUUAAUUCAUACUAUUCUUCAUCUUGUUUUAUAUUAUUAAAAAACAUCUUCUGAAGAUGCUGUGUGUCAGAGGGAAACAGCUCACUGUGUGCCGGUGCUGCUACAGUCUUGUCUCUGCUGUUUAAAAAUGUAGCCAGCAUGUACAGUAAGUAGUAUUUGUUAAUGCCGUACUGCGGCAACCAUGAACUGCUGCAUCACUGUUGCUCCACCCUUCGGAGAAUUCUUUGGAAAGUCCUGAAUUACUAAUUAAGAGAAAGAUGGAGGUGAAUGAGACUUCGGGACUCACUUCACAUCCUUCUGGCCAGCUGUGGCACCAGCUCAACCUCGCUGACUGUGAGCCAACACUUUGAAUCACUGAAUUGGGGACGUGUCUUGGAGCUCUUUCCAAAAUAGAUAAAUCUCUUCCUGCCCCUCUUCUCUCCCUCUUCCUCUCCCUCACUCACCUUCCUCCCCUCUUCCCUAAAGCUUGUCACCUCUUUCCCGCUCUCUUGCACUUACAAUCCUGUCUGCUGUAUCCAUCUAUCCAUAUUUCUCUGUCAGUCUCUCCCAAGGUCUGUUCACAUGAAGUGUACUAAAAAUUAAAGUGCACUUAAAUCAAUGUUUCUCCUU
Messenger RNA from Micropterus salmoides (largemouth bass), 3965 nucleotides. Its product is annotated as carboxyl-terminal PDZ ligand of neuronal nitric oxide synthase protein-like. The transcript is spliced from 10 exons. NCBI's taxonomy places the organism in Eukaryota, Metazoa, Chordata, Actinopteri, Centrarchiformes, Centrarchidae. Gene Ontology annotation, molecular function: nitric-oxide synthase binding. Bases 471 to 2030 code for a protein of 519 amino acids. The record is from RefSeq and is a predicted model, not a curated record.